Hordeum vulgare subsp. vulgare (domesticated barley) is the source of this 5005-nucleotide messenger RNA. RefSeq names its product putative disease resistance RPP13-like protein 1. Lineage: Eukaryota; Viridiplantae; Streptophyta; Magnoliopsida; Poales; Poaceae. Gene Ontology annotation, molecular function: ADP binding. Gene Ontology annotation, biological process: defense response to other organism. Bases 697 to 4563 code for a protein of 1288 amino acids. The record is from RefSeq and is a predicted model, not a curated record. The transcript is spliced from 4 exons.
AGGCUACGUAGGCAUUAAGCUGGUAGGAUAGGAUUGAAAAGUCAGAUAGGGAUUGGCUAUUCAUUGUGGAACCUUGGAAUUCAACCAGAUACAUGAUAUAGUUGGGUUUCUCUAUUAUUGCCUUGUUGAGCUGCUGUUUUGGGAAUUUUGGCUUCCUCUCAUUAAUUCCCUUGCAGGACAGAAUUACUAGUAUCUGCCUUGCCUAAUCUCUGUGUCAGCUCCUACAACGCUGCUUCUCACUUCUUCAUCCGUCUGUUCAUCCGUUGCUAUAUUAACUGGUUAUUUCUUCCUCCGACCCGGAAGCACUUUCAUUGCUCUUCUAUUAUUUAUUCAGUUUGCUAAUUUAGCUCGGGGUCUACGACUUCAAGAGGUUUUUAUCCAUCAGUGCUUCCAGAAGUAAUUCCAAUCCUGGUAUUUCAUAUAUUCAGGCCAUUCCACACAAAAAAAAAAAUCCAAACAAGAGAGUGGAAAUUCAGUUGUGCACUUCUUCAUCUUCAUAAUAGCUAGGUGUCCCAUCCCUUAAACACCCCUUUAACUCUCUUCCAGCCUAGUGACCCUCACAUUAGAGAAGGAGAAGUGUGUUCUUUUACCUACUUCCCAUAAUUUUUCUUUCUACACCCAAAAUAUUUUCAUCCACAAAACAAACACAACUCCCUCCCUAGGCCUUUACACCCAAAAAAUAAACCCUACAUUCCGAUGGAAGUGGCGUUAGCUACUGCUGCCUUAAGCGUAAGCUUCAAAUUGGCUGCAUCGCCGGCCUUAAAGAAGCUCCUUUCUAAUGCUUCAACGUACCUUGGAGUGGAUAUGGCGCAUGAGCUCCAUGAACUGGACACCACUAUCUUGCCGCAGUUCGAGCUGUUGAUUGAAGCAGCAGAUAAGGGAAACCACAGGCCCAAGUUGGACAAUUGGCUUCAGGAAAUCAAAGAAGGCUUCUACCUAGCUGAAGACUUGCUGGACGAGCAUGAGUAUAACAUCCUCAAGCGCCAAGCAAAGGGGAAGGAUUCCUUGCCAGCCAAUGCCUCCUCCAUCAGCAACACUUUAAUGAGGCCUCUGCGUGCUGCAUCAACCAGGCUGUCCAAUUUGAGCUCUCAAAACAGAAAGCUAAUUCAACAUCUGAAUGAACUGAAGACCACCCUGGCGAAAGCCAAGGACUUCCGUCAACUGCUCUGCGUACCAGCUGGUUAUGAUGCAGAGAACCGUCCCAUAUCAUCAGCUGUUGUUCCUGAGACCACAUCAAUACCACCUCUGAAAGUGUUUGGUCGUGACAAGGAUCGUGAUCAUAUAAUAAAGUGUCUUACCAAGACAACUGCUAGUUCUGAGUCUAGUACAGCCAUGUACUCGGUUUUGGCCAUUGUUGGAGCUGGAGGCAUGGGAAAGUCCACCUUGGCACAGCUUGUUUACAAUGACAAUAGGGUAAAAGAAUAUUUUGAUGUGACGAUGUGGGUAAGCAUCUCACGCAAACUUGAUGUCCGCCGUCAUACACGAGAGAUCAUUGAGUCAGCCUCUCGGGGAGAAUGCCCACGCAUUGAUAACCUUGAUACUCUGCAGCGCAAAUUGACAGACAUACUGCAAGAAUCAGGGAAAUUCCUACUUGUAUUGGAUGAUGUUUGGUUUGAACCUGGCAAUCAGAGGGAAUGGGACCAAUUGUUUGCUCCUCUAGUUUCCCAACAGACGGGAAGCAGAGUUUUGGUAACCACUCGACAGAAUUCAUUUCCAGCUGCUCUUUGUUGUGAAAAAGUGUGUCCUCUAGAAAACAUGGAAGAUGCUCAGUUCUUGGCACUCUUCAAACACCAUGCAUUCUCUGGACCAGAAAUUAAAAAUCUGCAGUUGCGCAAGAGGUUGGAAGAUUUUGCAGAGAAGAUUGCUAAAAGGCUUGGACAAUCUCCUUUGGCGGCAAAAAUUGUGGGUUCCCAGUUGAAAGGGGAAACAAAUAUCACGGCAUGGAAGGAUGCUCUUACCAUACAGGUUGACAAAUUAAGUGAGCCCAUGAGAGCUCUGUUGUGGAGUUAUGAUAAGUUAGAUCCACGUCUGCAGAGGUGCUUCCUAUACUGCAGCUUGUUUCCAAAAGGCCACAAGUAUGUCAUUGAUGAGCUGGUUCAUCUUUGGAUUGCUGAGGGCCUUGUUGAUUCAUGCAAUCAAAGCAAGAGAGUUGAAGAUAUUGCGAGAGAUUACUUCAAGGAGAUGAUCUCUGUUUCGUUCUUUCAACCAUUUUAUGAGAAAUGCUAUGUUAUGCAUGAUCUCCUUCAUGAUCUGGCAGAAUCACUCUCCAAGAAAGACUACUUCAGGUUGGAAGAUGAUAAGGUGAUGGAAAUUCCAUCCACUGUUCGACAUCUAUCUGUUUGUGUUGGUAGUAUGAAGCAACACAAGCAAAGUAUCUGCAAGCUACAUCAUUUACGCACUAUAAUCUGCAUAGACCCCCUGAUGGAUGAUGUAGGUGACCUUUUUAGUCAGAUACUACAGAAUUUGAAGAAGUUGCGUGUACUAUCUUUGUCUUCUUACAACAGCAGUAAGUUGCCUGAAUCUGUUGGUGAGUUGAAGCACCUUCGGUAUUUGAACAUCAUCAGAACGCUGAUUUCUGAAUUGCCAACAUCACUGUGUACUCUUUACCACUUGCAGUUACUUUUGUUUAGUCACAAAGUUGAGAGUUUGCCUGAGAAGCUGUGUGAUUUAAGAAAGUUACGACAUAUUGAAAGUCAUGAUGAUAAAAUAUACACGUUAAGCGAAGAAGCACUGCCACAAAUUCCUAACAUUGGCAUGCUAACUUCACUUCAACAACUCCGGGAAUUUUCUGUACAAAAUAAAAAUGGACAUGAGUUGCAACAGCUGGGGGACAUGAACCAGAUUCGUGGCAGUUUAAGUGUCACAAAUAUUGAGAAUGGCACUGGAAAGGAUCAAGCUUUAGAAUCGAAGCUGCAUCAGAAAAUUCAUCUUGGCAGCUUGCGACUUGUCUGGGGUUCCAAGAAUAAAACGAAUGCAGAGGGUAGUUUACAUUUUGAGAUUCUAGAAGGCGUGAUGCCACCGCCUCAACUUGAGAAUCUUGAAAUUGACGGUUACAGAUCUUCAAAACACCCAGGCUGGUUACUUGAUGGUUCGUAUUUUGAGAAUUUGGAAUCUUUGAGCUUUGUUAAUUGCAGCGCCUUGGAAAGACUACCAUCCAAUACUGAACUAUAUAGGAAUUGCUCUUCACUUGUCCUCCGAGAUGUGCCAAAGCUAAAGAAAUUACCUUGUCUUCCACCAUGCCUUAAAACGUUACUAGUACACAAAUGCCCACUGCUUGUAUUUAGUUCCAACGAUGCGUUGGAACAUGAUGAUAAGACAGAGAAUUUCAUGAGGACAAACCACUUGGCAUCACAACUUGGUUUAAUCUGGGAGUUAGAUUUAGGAUCAAAUAUUAGGAGACUACUCUCACAGGAACAUUCAUUUCUAAAGCAGUUGAUGAUAUUUAUGCAUGUAGAUGUGGCACAUGUUCAGAAACUUGAAAAUGCUAUAGAAAGAGAGGAAGAUGAAGUAUUGGUAAAAGAGGAUGUCAUCAUGGCAUGUAUAUUGUGUCACGAGCAGAGAAUGAGACUCAUCUAUGGAAGGACCAUUGGGCUGCCGCUGGUUCCACCAUCAGGACUUUGUGAACUUGAACUUUCUUCAUGCAGUAUUACAGAUGGAGCUUUAGCUGUUUGCCUUGAUGGCCUGGCUUCACUGAAAAGAUUGGUCUUGGUAGAGAUUAUGACUUUAACCACGCUUCCUUCAGAAGAGGUCCUCCAACAUUUGACAAAACUUGACUCUUUGUUCAUCGUAGAUAGCUGGUGUCUCAGGUCAUUAGGGGGCUUACGAGCUGCUACCUCCCUUUCAGAAGUUGGACUGGGAUCGUGCCCUUGUUUAGAGUUCGCACGUGGAUCAGAACGCUUGCCAUUAUCCCUUAAGAAACUCAGUAUAGAGAACUGCGUGCUUGCAGCUGACUUCCUCUGUACUGACUGGCCACAGAUGGAAUAUAUUAGCAUAAACAACUGCAGAAGCCCCGCAAGCUUGUUUGUUGUUGGUAGCCUCACCUCUGUCCAUGCACUCAUUCUGCAUAACUUGCCAGAUUUAUGUACACUUGAAGGAUUGUCUAUCCAGGAAUUUGAUUUGGUACAAUUGGUUGAUGUUCCGAAACUUAUCCCUGAGUGUAUCUCACAGUUACGAGUCAAGCACAUACUCCAAGUUAGCAGUUCUGCACUACUCAACAACAUGCUCUCAGCUGAAGGUUUCACAGUUCCAACAAGUCUCUCUCUUGACAAAUGCAAGGAACCAUUCAUUUCAUUAGAUGAAUCCUUAAAUUUCACAUCUGUCAGGACCCUGACAUUCAGUGACUGUCAAAUGAAUUCCCUGCCAACAAAUCUGAAGCGCUUCCCCAAUCUGCGGAAUCUCCUUAUCAUUUGCUGCCGCAACAUAUCAUGUUUACCGGAUCUGCCGUCGUCCCUCCAGCAGAUAUGCAUAUGGGAUUGUAGUGAGCUGUUGAAGGAGAGCUGCCGAGCACCUGAUGGAGAAAGUUGGCCAAAGAUCGCGCAUAUCCGCUGGAAGAACAUUAGAUGAAGUGUUAUUCGAAUUCCCACCUGCAAAUAAACGGGAAGCAGGCCAUAAAGGAAAAUUAAACAAGUGAUGUCUUCGCUCCAGGCUCCAGCAGCCUGUUACAAGGUGGAGUACUCCAGGCUGGCUCGACGUACAGUUCAACUCUAUCUCCUACUUCACGGGCCGGUUCUGACCCCCUUGGAUAGUCCUCCUCACACUCUACCACCUACUGUCCUCUGAUGCCAAAUCAAUGAUGGUGGUUUUUGUAAUCGUGUUGUUGCCUUGUUGGUUAUGUUUCUCUUCAGGCUAUUAUCCAUUGUAAAUAAAUCCUGUUCUGCUAGAGUCUGCUGGAGUCUGCUGUAUUUUUGGUUUGUACUGGAUUGCAAUCGUUAUCUCUUGUGUGCUGUCACACACCAUGUAACUGAAGAUCCCUUUUAUCAUUCACUACCGUAAUGAGUAAUGGUUA